This is a messenger RNA of Podarcis lilfordi (Lilford's wall lizard), 19045 nucleotides long. Lineage: Eukaryota; Metazoa; Chordata; Lepidosauria; Squamata; Lacertidae. The record is from the annotation of a GenBank genome assembly.
AUGUGGUUCUUCUCCCGGGACCCGAUCCGGGACUUCCCCUUCGAGGUCGUCUCGCCUCCGGAGGCGCCGCCGCUGCCCUUGCCGGGGGGAUCCUGGCUGCUGCACCGCGGCAGGAGGAAGGUCUGUCCGCUCGCCUUUCUCUGUGCGCACGCGCGGGGAGGAGGGGGCGCAGGCUGAAGUCCAACCGGGAGAGAGAGACAGAUGGGAAAGGGUUUUCUCCCCUCCCCACUUCAUUGGAGUUGCCGAACCCAUUGUCCCGGGCAGAGACUCAUCUGGAUUGAGGGUGGGGGUGGCAAGUCUUCCCCAGUUCUCCAGUGCAUGCAGGGUGGGAGAUGCAAUGUUGGGGUGCCCUUAAAAAGACGGAAGGCCGCAUCUGUGCUGCUGAAAUGGAGGAAGGAGCUGGGAGAAGCACCCUUCUCCCACUUUUUGUGAACGGGAAAAGUGAUCUCUUCAGCCCCACGCGGAGGUCUUCUGUGGGGAGGGCCACAGUGCAUAGGAGGCCAAGAAUUUCACUUAGUAACUCCAAGCCAGUCUCUGUCUCUUUACUUCAGCUCAACCUACCUCACAGGGUUGUUGUCAAGCUAAGAUAUAGCAGCACCCUAAGGACGCGGGUGGCGCUGUGAGUUAAACCACAGAGCCUAGGACUUGCCGAUCGAAUCCCCAUGACGGGGUGAGUUCCCGUUGCUCGGUCCCAGCUCCUGCCAACCUAGCAGUUCGAAAGCAUGUCAAAGUGCAAGUAGAUAAAUAGGUACCACUCCGGCGGGAAGGUAAACGGUGUUUCCAUGUACUGAAGCGGCUUAGUCAUGCUGGCCACACGACCUGGAAGCUGUACGCCAGCUCCCUUGGCCAAUAAAGCGAGAUGAGCGCCGCAACCCCAGAGUCGGUCACGAUGGACGUAAUGGUCAGGGGUCCCUUUACCUUUAAGGUGCUAUGGCACGCAGAAGGGUCAUAGGUUCAGCCUCCAGUUAGGAAUGUCAGGGAGCUGCUGAUGGGGAAGACUGGGCUAGAUGUUUUGACCCAGUCCAAGGCAGUCUGCGCCCUCCCCGCAUUCAGGGAAUUGUUCUCCUCCUCCGCCAACUUGGGAGCUGCUCCACCCCAGAGGGAGCUGCCGUCACCAUUGCUGGUCCGAUCCUGCUGCCCCAGGUCCAGUCUUAGAGUGUGAGGUGUCUGCCUCAGGCAAGUGACUUUGGGUGUUGUGAAAUGGCUAUUUAAUUUGUGUUUUUUCUACUGAAGAACGCGGGGCAAGUUCCUGUAUCGCAAUAUUUACUGUAUUUAGCUAUGAUUAGCAUGGACCCAUUGACCGUUUGGGUCUCUUCCAACUCUGAAAUUCUGCGGUUCUGCUCUCAGGAGGCCACUUUGGGGGCUUAGUGCCUUGGGUGCUUACAAUCUUAGGGUCAAGCUUUGGUACUUUGCACCCUGGCUUUGAAGCCUGGGAGGUGGUGGGAACCCCUGUUCCACUUCAAAAAGCAAAAGGUCUCCUUGCUCCUCAGCAGCUGCAAAGAGAGCUCAACGUCCUUUUCUUUCUUUCUUUCCGACAGGCCACGGGGGAACCAGUGUCUCUGUUUGUGUACGAUGUGAAACCCGGCAACGAAGAACAGACUCAGAUCGCCAAGGCGGCCUUCAAACACCUCAAAACCCUACGGCACCCCAAUAUCCUGUCCUACAUUGACGGGUUAGAGGUAGUAUAUUGAGGGGAGUUGCUAAAGGGUUUUUUUUGUUUGUGGAGUGCAAGGCAGGCCUAAGACAUUUUGGCACCUGAGGUGAGGCCCAAAACGGCAUCCCGUCAGCCAGGGAAGGAGUGACUGAUCAGGGAAGGUCUCCAUCAGGAACAAGGGGGGAACGAACAUGUGGGGAACAAGGCUGGGAGCAGACCAGCAGCACCUCCUAUUCUCCAAGAGGCUGCUGUCAAGGUUACGUGGGGUAGGCCUGCUGAGGAGGCGGCAGACCCGACCUCCAAGGUUUCAGGUCCUCCAGAACUCUUCAUCGGGCUGGUUCGGGGUUUGGGAGCCUGUGAGAGCCCUGCAGAUGACACUGGGCCCUCAAUUCAAACCUUCCCAGCUUUCUUGCCGGGGCUGAUGGGAGUCGUAGUCCAUCAGUUUGUGGAGGAGGUGGGAAACUGAGGUUGGAGCUACAGAGUUUGCAUUUAGCUGCCCUAGUUAAGAUGGAAUGUGGCCGAGGAGGUAGGAAUGUGCUGUGGAGGUUUCGGGCAAUAGAAUAGAAUAGAAUAGAAUAGAAUAGAAUAGAAUAGAAUCAAAGAAGAUUGGAUACAAAACCUCAUGUGCUAUGCAGAAAUGGCAAAACUUACCGGGGAAAGUAAGACAGCAAGAGAACAAACUUUUUAUUUAUUUAUAAAAGAAUGGAAAUGGUUGCUACCGUGGAGGGGCGAGGGAGGUAUGGCGGUGGGGGCAGAUGUUAUAGGCGAAGGGGAUCGAGAUAUGGAUAUGCUCGUACCCCUUCCAAUCUGCGCCUCAUCCCGAGGGACGAGGGUACGGUGAGCAAGGAUUACUCACCUCCGUCACUGGUGCUGUGCAAUGCCAGGUCUAUAGGCAACAAAACCACCACCCUGUGAGAUUUCUUUAUCUCGCAGGGGGUCGACCUGGCUUGUGUGACGGAGACCUGGGUGCGUGAAGGGGCAACAGUUACCUUACGAGAGAUGGCACCCCCGGGUUUCUCUGUCCUCCACCAGUCGUGGACUGUGGGAUGGGCGGGAGGGGUGGCAUUAUUAAUCCGGGAAGAUUGUCCUUUCAGGGCUCUACCAUCGCCAUCGAUCCCCGGCAUUGAAUGUGUUGGCCUAGUGUGGGGCUCCGAGGAGAGCUUGGCUGUCUGGCUGGUGUACCGGCCACCUAGCGCACCAGCAGCCACCCUGUCAGGUCUAUUGGAGGCGGUGGCCGACUGGGCCUUGGAGUUCCCUAACCUAUUGGUAUUGGGGGACUUCAACAUCCAUGCUGAUGCCACUCCCUCCUCACAGGCUCUGGACCUGGUGUCUUCCAUGGCAACACUAGGGCUCUCCCAGUUUGUUUCGGGCCCCACACAUCAAGCAGGCCCCACGCUGGAUUUGAUCUUUGGCGUAGGUAUAGAUGUGAUCAUGUCUCCUUCGAUGAAGGUGCCGUGCCAUGGUCUGAUCACUACGCUCUGAAAGCCAGGAUUGACUUUCCACCCCCACCCUGCUUAGGUGGCAAGCCGAUUUGGGCUCGCCUGCAGAGGCUGAUGGACCCUGAUAGAUUCCGCCAAGCCUUGCAGGACCUUGCUCCCCCUGGCGACUCAUUGACUGAGCUUGUUGAGGGCUGGAAUAUCCAGCUCCUGACGGCUAGAGCGAGUAUGGCGGGGUGCCCGUGACGGAGCCUCAAGAACAUCUUAUAGGGCUUUUAUGAAAACCUACGAGAUGGCGGUGAAGGCUGCUAAGAAGUCUUACUUCUCGGCCUCCAUUGCAUCCGCUAGCUCUCGCCCGGUGCAAUUAUUUAGUAUAAUCAGGUCUUUAACGUCCCUUGAGGGACAGCCAAAUUUAAAUAACAAUUUGACACACAGCUGUGAGGCAUUUGCGAGCUUUUUUGCGGAGAAGGUCUUGUUGCUCCACCAUGACCUCCCUGCCAAUUUGGAUACAAUAAAGGAACUGGAGGCCCCUCAACUGUCCUCGGGUCCAGUAUUGGACCACUUCAACCGGAUAUCCCCAGCCUAUGUGGACAGACUCCUCCGAGCUGGAAAGCCCACCACCUGUCCUCUCGACCCGUGCCCGUCUUGGCUGAUUAGAGCGUGUCCAGACGAGGUGCGGGCCCUCCUGGGGGAUAUCAUCAAUUUGUCCCUUGGCACGGGGACAUUCCCAGGGGAACUGAAGGAGGCAGUGGUGCACCCUCUCUUAAAGAAAACAUCAUUAGAUCCUUUAGAUCUAUCUAAUUACCGCCCGGUUUCGAAUCUUCCGUUCCUGGGUAAGGUGAGAGAGCGGUUGCUGAACAGCUUGGUGGGUUUCUGGAUGAAACAUCGGCUCUGGAUCCAUUCCAGUCCGGCUUCCGCGCUGGUCAUGGGACCGAGACGGCUCUGGUCGCCCUAACAGAUGAUUUUCGUAGACAGCUGGAUCGAGGUGGGUCGGGGCUGCUGAUUCUUCUAGAUCUGUCAGCAGCUUUCGACAUGGUCGAUCACGAACUUCUGGACCACCGCCUUGCCGAUGUGGGGAUCCAGGGCACAGUCCUUCAAUGGCUGUGCUCGUUUCUCUCUGGUCGGGGACAGAGGGUGGCGCUUGGGGGGGAAUUGUCAUUGCGCCACUCCUUGGUGUGUGGAGUGCCUCAGGGUGUGAUACUCUCCCCGAUGCUUUUCAACAUCUUUAUGCGCCCCCUUGCCCAGCUUGUCCGGAGUUUUGGGCUGGGUUGCCAUCAGUAUGCUGAUGACACCCAACUCUAUCUGUUGAUGGAUGGCCAUCCUGACUCGGCCCCAGACACACUGACCAGAUGUUUGGAAGCUGUGGCUGGAUGGUUACGUGGGAGCCGGUUGAAGCUAAAUCCUUUGAAGACAGAGGUCCUAUGGCUGGGACGGGACGAUAUGGGAUUGGGGGGGCAACUCCCAUCUCUUGCGGGGGCGCAAUUAGUGCCAGCACCGUCGGUUAAGAGUUUGGGUGUAAUCUUCGACACCUCCCUUUCCAUGGAGGCGCAGAUUGCAGCUACAACAAAGGCGGCAUUUUUCCAUCUCCGCCAAGCUAAGCAGUUGGCUCCUUACCUCUCUCGCCCUGACCUAGCCACUGUGAUCCACGUGACGGUCACCUCCAGACUGGAUUAUUGUAACUCGCUCUACGUGGGGCUGCCCUUGAGACUGACCCAGAAACUCCAGUAGGUGCAGAAUGCUGCAGCGAGACUCCUUACGGGGUCUUCGCUGCGAGAUCACAUUCACCCGGUGCUAUACCAGCUGCACUGGCUCCCGGUGGAGUACAGGAUCAGGUUUAAGGUGCUGGUUUUAAUCUUUAAAGCCCUAUACGGCCUAGGACCCUCGUACCUACGGGACCGCCUCUCCUGGUAUGCCCCACAGAGAAACGUACGGUCUUCAAAUAAAAACAUCUUGAAGGUCCCAGGCCACAGAGAAGUUAGGCUGGCCUCAACUAGAGCCAGGGCUUUUGCGGCCGUGGCUCCGAUCUGGUGGAACACUCUGUCACAAGAGACCAGGGCCCUGCGGGACUUGACAUCUUUCCGCAGGGCCUGCAAGACAGAACUGUUCCACCAGGCCUUUGGCCAGGGCACAGCCUGACUCCCUCCCUCGGCAAUCUUCGCGGAGCUCUGGCCCAAUGGUUGCCAGUGGCUUGAAUUAAUUUAUAAUGAAUUAUUUUAGAGUGUUGUUUGUGCUGUACUUUUGUACUGUUUUAUUGUUGUUAGCCGCCCUGAGCCCGGCUUCAGCUGGGGAGGGCGGGAUAUAAAUAAAAUUUAUUAUUAUUAUUAUUAUUAUUAUUAUUGAAUAUGUACAAAUACAUUGUAAACAGAUAAGGACAUUGGCAGGAUUAUUGUAACAGCCUGCAGUUUCAUUAGAGUAAAUAGUUAAAGUAGAUGGAUAAAAGAAUAAGUUAAGUUAAUUUAGAAUAGGCAGGAAAUGAUAAAUAGAAAUGUAAGGAACCACAGAAAGAGAAGUAAGUAAGUUUUGAAAUGUUAAAAUGACUGUAAAACUCUUGAAAUGUUUUUAACUGAAAAUCACAAAUAAAAUAAAAAUUGUAAUAUAACAAUAACAGCAACAACAAUAAUUUUAUUAUUUAUAGCCCGCUCAUCUUACCCAGAUCUGUCUGCAUCUUUAUGCAAAACACACAGAGGCUCCUUUGUAGGUAUAAAAAGCAGAAAUAAAGGAAGCCCAGGCUGUUUGUAGAUUUCUUUUAAAAGCUGGAGAAAGAAUUAGGAGAUGCCCUAUGGGGGGAAAACACAUAUUGACUCCAGCCACUGGGUUUCUUUCCCUCUUAGAUGGUGGAACCUCAGAAGGUGGCGGACUCUCCUUCAUUGGAGGUUGUGUGGCCACCUUGCCUGGGAUUCUUUAGCUGGGAUUCCUGCGUUUCAGGGCAUUGGACUAGAUGAACCUUGGGGGUUCCCUUCCAACUCUACAGUGCUGUGAUUCUGUGACUCAGUUCUGGCAAAAGAAAGUGAGGGUCCUAGUGAGGAGCGUGAAAGGGAGGGGGCUGUGGCUCUGUGGUCCCGUCUGAGAAGCUGCUGCUUGUGGAUUGUAUUGAGCUGGAGCAACCAGAGUCGGAUGUGCAAUGAGGCAGCUUUCUGGGUUCUUAAGGUAGACGUUACUCCUAACAUGGUGACGUGUCUUUGUUUUGGCAGACGGAAAAAUGCUUGCAUGUGGUGACGGAGCCAGUGAUGCCGCUUCCGGCCUACCUGGAGUCCAGAGGCGAAGGGCGAGAGCUGAGCGAGCUGGAGAUCUCGUGGGGCCUCCAUCAGAUUGUGGUGAGAUGUGUGGGGUGUCUUGGGAGAGGACUGCUUGCUGCCCCUGGGCCCAGGACCCUGCAGAUGGGAAAAACACCUGCUGCUUUGAGUGGAGCGGGACUGUGGCCCUCCCCAUGUUGCUGGACUACAACUCCCAUGCCCCUUACCAUCACCCAUGCAGACUGGGGUUGAUGGGAGGGGUAGUCCAAAAACAUCUGGAAUUCACUUCCUCCAGAAGCUGUGAUGGCCACUCUAGGCCAUGUGGGCAUCCCAUGAAACUGGAUGUUGGAGGAUUUGGGAUGGAUAAGAGAAAGUCCUUCUUCCCACAGCACUAUGGAACUCACUUCCACAGGAGGCAGGAAUGGCCACCGGCUUGAGUGGCUUGAAAAGGAAGAUUGGACAAAAUCAUGGAGGGGAUGACUAUCAAUGGCUGUGAGCCAUGAGGGCUGUGUCCUCCACGAUCAGAGGCAGCAGCGCUUCUAAAUACCAAUUGCGGAAAAUCGCAGGAGGGGAGAGAGCUCUUGUGGUCGAAUCCUGCCUGCAGGUUCUCCACAGGCACUCUGAGAACAGGAUGCUGGCCUCUUGGCCUGAUCCGUCAGGCUCUCCUUACGUUCUCAUGGAGGCCACCGGAUUGGUGGUUCUCAUGGAGGCCACCGGAUUGGUGAAGGCUGAUGCUUUUGAAGAGUAUAAUAAAACAAACGAGGCUUUGUGGGAGAGUUGAUGGGGAGCAGGGUGGAGAUCUCUGUCCUGCUAACCACCUGCUUCCUUCUUGGGGCCGAUGGCCUUCCUAGAAAGCCCUCAGCUUCUUGGUCAACGACUGCCACCUCAUCCACAACCACGUCUGCCCGGCGGCCAUCUUUGUGGACCGUGCUGGCGAGUGGAAGCUGGGCGGUUUGGACUACAUGUGCUCAGCUCAGGGGGAUGCUGCCGUGCCGAGGAAAGGGGUCCCAGAGCUGGAGAAGUACGACCCUCCUGAGUUAGCAGACAGCAGCAAGAGCGUUGGAGAAAAAUGGUGAGCUUGCUUGGCUUCCCCCUGCAUCCUUUCUUUUAAAAAGCAGCCAACCCCCUUCUAGUUUGGUCCAGCCUCUAAAAUGCAAGCAGUGAGGUUUCCGUUCACCUCUGCCGGUAAGGUGUGGUGGUUAGAAAGUUGGACUGGGGAGAUCCAGGUUCGAAUCCCACUGCUCAGCCCUGAAUCUCUCCGGGUGACCUUGUAGCACUCGCUGUCUCUUGGCCUGAUCUCCCUGGCAGGCUUGUUGUGAGAAUAAAAUGAGGGAAGAAAGGAAGCGCCUUGUUAAAUUUGCUUGUUAAAUUUAUCAGUCCCCUCAUGCCAUGAGCCUCUGGGUGACCCCUAGAAGCUUGAGCGGGAUAUGCAUGAAAUAAAAAAAUGAAAACAAGGGGUGUUCUCCAGAUCCCUGCCUCUUAAGAAGACAGCUUUCAGUCAGGGCUGUGGCUCAGUCAAGACCUUAACUGUGCAAACCUAAAGUUUUGGUAUGUGCUUGAGUUCCCUCCCGCAAAAUAUGGACUGCCUGUAAGCCCCUGGAGCCAAAACACCCUGCAAGUUUUGAGCAAGCAAAUCAAGAUGGAAGCUGAAUAAAUAUUAUUUUAUUGGAUUUCUAUUCCAAAUUUUUCUCCAAGGAGCUCUGGGUGGCGUAUUUGGUUCUCCUGCUCCUCCUCUAAUCCCCACGACAACCCUGUGAGGUUGUGACUGGCCCAAAGUCACACUCAGUGAGCUUUUAGUACAAAGUGGGGGAUUUGAACCCAGGUCUCUUCCAGGUCCUAGCCAGAUACUCUAACCACUCUGGCUCUCAGGUUCCUCAGGACUCUCCUGAGCUUGCCAUAGCAUAUCAAGGCAGCUGCCUCACUGGAAUCAGGGCAAGUUAGGAAUAUUUGUUUCUCCUUAAGACUGUCAAUAAGUUAUGGGCAUCAGUCAAGACUUUAAAAAAAUACAGAAUUUCUGUUUUCAGAUGGCAAAGUGGGGUGGGCUACUUGGAAAGGGAUUAGCAGUGGCCAAAAUAAGGCAGAGGUGCAUGGGUGCUCGUGUACCUAUAUGUCAGUCAGAGCUGUGGGGGUUUUUUUUGGGGGGGGGAGGCUUUAAUCAAACACGCUUAACCACCCCUUUCUGUGUUGUGACAGGUCAGCCGACAUGUGGCGCCUUGGCUGCCUCAUCUGGGAGGUCUUCAAUGGCCCCCUGCCUCGGCCAUCUUCCCUCCGGUCUCUUGGCAAGGUGUGUGUACCUCUCUGUCCUGGAAGAAACAGCAGCCUUGUAGGUUAGCAGGGUGGAGUCACGUGCCACUGGAGGGCUGCUGGAGCUGGUGGAACAAUCUCCGGCUCCUGAAGACCUUAGGCUUUAGAGGAGCAAUGGGGGACCCGUGUUGCUAGAAAAAAACCACCAAUCAUUAAAAAGCAAUUAAGCAAUUAAGCAUUGAUAAAAUUAAAUCUAUAUCUAUCUAUCAUCUAUCUAUCUAUCUAUCUAUCUAUCUAUCUAUCUAUCUAUCUCUGUCAUCUAUCUAUCUAUCAUCUAUCUAUCUGUCUGUCUGUCUGUCUAGCUAAACUAUCAUCUAUAUAUCUAUAUCUAUCUAUCAUCUACCUAUCUAUCUAUCUAUCUAUCUAUCUAUCUAUUUAUCUAUUUAUCUAUCAUCUAUCUAAUCUCAUCUAUAUCUAUCUAUCUAUCUAUCUGUAUCUAUCUAUAUCUAUCUAUCUAUAUCUAUCUAUCUAUCUAUCUAUCUAUCUAUCUAUCUAUCUAUCUAUCUAUCUAUAUCUACUGUAUCUAUCUAUCUAUAUCUAUCUAUCAAUCAUCUAUCUAUCUAGCUAUCUAUCUAUCUAUCUAUCUAUCUAUCUAUCUAUCUAUCAUCUAUCUAUCUAUCUAUCUAUCUAUCUCAGAUAAUUGCAAUAAAAACAUCACAACACCAGCCCUUUCCUUUAAAAUCAGCCAGCCUGUUAGGACAAGAAUUCUAACGGGGCAACAAUUAGGGAGCCAGUCUGGCUUCACUAGCAAGGGAGUUCCUAAGGCUGUGAGCGGCCACAUUUGUCAGGCCUUAUCUUCCUAACUGGCUGUAGAGCCAUAGUAGGAAGGUUGCAAGGGGGGAGUGUGCAGAAGGCCUGGACUGCCCCCCUCUCUCCCAACUCCUGCGUCUCUUGCCUUUCAAGGAGGUCAUGACUCUUCUCCCUCGCUGCCUCUCCCCCCUUGUCUUCCAGAUCCCCAAGUCUUUGGUCCCCCAUUAUUGUGAGCUGGUGGGUGCCAACCCCAAGCUGCGGCCCAACCCGGCCAAGUUCCUGCAGAACUGCCAGGGGCCGGGGGGCUUCAUGGACAACAGCUUUGUGGAGACCAACCUCUUCCUGGAGGAGAUCCAGGUGAGUGGGAGGGCGAAUCCUGGCUUUUUGCCCUGCAGGGGCAAAGUGCGGGUGUCCUUUGAUCUUCUGUUACGACUGAGCCACAGCUCAGUGGUGGAGCGCAGUUAGAAACAGGAAUCCAAGGACAGCAGCUUGCAAAGCCUUGACCUGGCCUGCGUAACUGCUGCCAGUCAGCGCUGCCAAAAGAGCUGAGCUGGCCUCCUGUUUCCAGAGGGGGAGCAACAGCCCCAUUAGUCUCAUGCAAACAAGGGGACGCCCAGGCCUCAGCCAGGUCGUGGCUGUGAGCCGGUGACUUCUUUUAUCCUCUCCCCAGAUUAAGGAGCCCGCGGAGCGGCAGAAGUUCUUCCAGGAGCUCAGUGCGAACCUGGACUCCUUCCCUGAGGAUUUCUGCCGCCACAAGGUCCUCCCGCAACUGCUGACGGCGUUUGAGUUUGGCAGCGCUGGGGCUGUCAUCCUCAUUCCACUCUUCAAGGUGAGCGGCCCCCUGGACCGGGGACAGGCGCACUCUGUGUGAGCCCAGAGGAAGCCUCCCCUUUGCCCCACCAGGGUGCUCUGUCUUAACACAGACUCCCUCAGUGAAACAGGGAAUAGCUGUAGCAUCCGAGGAGGCAAGGAAGGGAGAAGGGAGUGUGGCUCAGUAGCAGAGCACCUGCUAGGCCUCUGCUCACCUGAGUUUCAGACUACAACUCCCAUCACUCCCAGUUUAAUGUUGUAGCAGGUAAUUAUAACAAAUAUGAAUUAUAACACUCAUAAUAAUAACAGGGCUAUAAAUUGCAUUUUCAUAAUUAACAGCCACAUCAGGUCUGCCUUUUGAGCACCAGGGGUGCUAAUUGCUGUAACACAAACCCACAAGUAAGUCCCAUUGAGUUUGGUGGGGCUUAUUCUGGAAUGAGUAUGGAAUUGCAUUUUUAGCUGACUGAUCAUAGAAUCCUAGAUUUAUGGGGUUGGAAGGGGCCACCAAAGGGCAUCUAGUCCAACCCCAACUGAUCUACCAGUUAGAACUGAGGCACAGAACAAUACAUGUUUGUUUUAGGUGUCCACGUUACCUAAUAGUAUAUGGAUUUUUGUUUUUUUUGUUUUGUCACUGCAGGUGGGGAAAUUCUUGAACGCCCAGGAAUACCAGCAAAAAAUCAUUCCCGUCAUUGUGAAGAUGUUCUCCUCUCCAGACCGGGCAAUGAGGAUCCGGCUGUUGCAACAGGUACAAGGGGUGGGGGGUGCACAACAGACUGCCGUGGGGGUGGGGGGAGGUGUUGCACCCAGCUUAGGAGGGGUGUUAAUCCCAUUAGAAAAAAGCAUAUGAGCUUGCCAUCACCCAGACUCCUGAGCUCAGAGUGUAACGAUGCACUCCUAGCCAGGUCUACCUGAAUGAAAGUCCUGCUGAGUUCAGUGGGAUGUUUUCCCAGGUAAGUGUGUAUAACAGUGGUUCCCAGUUAGGGGUCUGGGGACCCCUGAGGGUCCUCAGAACUCACUCGGGGGCUUUGCAGCCCCAUCCCUCGCCUCUCCCCCAACUAAUUUUUUGUCAUUUUUGAAUGGUAAUUUAUGGUCUGUUGCUUUUUAGUAUAACUAAAACCCUUUGCUUAUUAGAGGCUACCGCACAUUUUGUUCAAAAUAUUGCUUUGCAGAGGUAACUACCAUAGUAUCAAAAAUUUCAAAAGUAGGGGGUCCAUGGCUUGGCUUUUGAAAAAUAAUGGAUCCUCAGUAAUUAGCUAAUUGGGAACUCCUGGUGUAUAGCAUUGCAGGCUAAGACAGCAUUCACCAUCCUGGCGUCCUCCAGAUGUGGUUGGACUACAACUCCCAUCAUCCUCAGCCAGCACACUGAUGGGAGUUGUAGUCCAGCAACAUCUGGAGGGGGACCAGGAUAGUGCAGGAUGGCUGAAUCAUGGAGUAGAGGGUUGGAUUAGACUAGUCUUCCUCAAUCUCCCACCGGAAUGUUGACCAAUGCAUUACAUAAUAUUUAUUUAGGGCAUUUUUAUACCCUGCUCUUCAGCCAAAAAGGCUCCUACAGCAGCUCACAAACAAUCGAAACAAGACAGUCCCUACCCACAGGCUUACAAUCUUUAAAAACUACGACAUGGAGAGCAGAGGAAAAUCAGAAUCAAAACUCAGGCACCAAUUUCUGAAUGGUUGUUCCCAUAAUGACCAGUUGGCCCAUUUCAGGGGCAGGAGAUGGUUCCCAGCAAAGCUGAUGAAGUGAGGCUUCUUCCCACCUCUCCCACUGAGGCUGUCUAGUGGAAUGGUUUCCUCCGGUGACAGGGGAGGGGAGUAGAGGCCUAAUGGGGCUGGCCUGUCACAGCAGAGCCGAUGGAGGGCACUCUACUUCCCAGCUCUCAGUAUGAUAAAAUGCCCCAUGUUAGCCAGAAACAUCAUAACCAGACACUGGAGAGACCUGUCAGGAGUAAGCAUGGACCAACGGUACCAAAUAGUAUGGGAAACAGCCUUACUAGAAAAAUUAACCAAUAAACUGAAACUGACACAGGGACAAAUAGAAGAAGACACCUUCACCCCAGUAUGGCUCCCCUUUAUCACAUACACAGCCCAGCAAGACAAUGACAAAAAUCCACCAACAACAUACAAAUCAAUAUAGCUAACCUGAUCCAAAACACCCCCCCUCACACAUUGCCACCUGACCCCACCAGAAACAUCGCCACCCGACCCCACCCCCACUCACCUUUCCCCCCUCCACCUCUUUCCCCAUUUUCUUCCUAAUGUCUCAACAAAUGAAACUGAUCUGUAAAAAAUGUUACUUGAAUAAAAAAAGAGAGAGAGAUUGCACAUACUUUUGUAAACCAAGAAAAUCUUUAAUUAACCCCCCCCCAAAUGCCCCAUGUUAGGAUCCCUUUCCCCCUUCCUUAUGAGUUCCGAGUCCUGGAUCUGAAUCUUCAGCAGGGACGACCUGGGUUUGAAAGCAUGUGAGGAAGGGCAUUGUGGGUGGUGGUCUGGGUCCUGAGAAGCAGGCCUCUUUCACCCAGCAAGUCCUUUGCUGACUGUGCUUCCCCCCACUCUCUCUGCAUGUGCCCCUCUAAUCUGCCAGAUGGAGCACUUCAUCCAGUACCUGAACGAGCCCACGGUCAACACCCAGAUCUUCCCCCACGUGGUCCACGGCUUCCUGGACACCAACCCGGCCAUUCGUGAGCAGACAGUGAAGGUGAGGGGCCGUGGGAUGUUGAGAGCCAGGAUGCGAGAGGCUCUUUAGUUUAACCCGCUUCCGCAGGAGGCGAUGAUGGCCCCUGACUUAGAGGGCUUUAAAAGAGGAUCAGACGUACCUCUCUUGGAAGAGAGAGCCAUUGAUGGCUACGAGCCAGGACAUGGCUGACCCUUGACCUCUCCCUUUCCUCUCUCCCCGCUGGCAGUCUAUGCUGCUGCUGGCUCCCAAGCUGAACGAGAACAACCUCAACGUGGAGCUCAUGAAGCACUUUGCCCGCCUACAGGCCCGGGACGAACAGGGCCCCAUCCGUUGCAACACCACCGUGUGCCUCGGCAAGAUCGGGCCCUACCUCAGCGCAAGCGUGAGUGGAGAUGCCUCGUGGGUGUGGGAGGGCUUUCUGGAGCAGCAGGCGUGGGGAGAGAUGCCUCUUUCAUUACAGUGGUACCUCAGGUUAAGUACGUAAUUCGUUCCAGAGGUCCGUUCUUAACCUGAAACUGUGCUUAACCUGAAGCACCACUUUAGCUAAUGGGGCCUCCUGCCGCUGCCGCGCCGCCAGAGCCCGAUUUCUGUUCUUAUCCUGAAGCAAAGUUCUUAACCUGAAGCACUAUUUCUGGGUUAGCGGAGUGUGUAACCUGAAGCACUAUUUCUGGGUUAGCGGAGUGUGUAACCUAAAGUGUAUGUAACCUGAAGCGUAUGUAACCUGAGGUACCACUGUAUUCAUUUAUUGCAUUUAUAGCCCACCUUUCCUCCCAAGGUGGAGCACUUGGUUCCCCACCAUUUAUCAUAUUUUUUGCUCUAUAAUAUACAUUUUUCCCCUCCUAAAAAGUAAGGGGAAAUCUGUGUGCAUCUUAUGGAGCGAAUGCUGGCUGCGCAGCUAUCCCAGAAGCCAGAACAGCAAGAGGGAUUGUUGCUUUCGCUGCACAGUGAUCCCUCUUGCUCUUCUGGCUUCUGGGAUAGCCACACAAAACCUCCUCAGGGCAGCGGGAGGAAUGUUCCUCCUGCCCUGAAGAGGCUUUGCGCGGCUAAUCUAGAAGCCAGAACAACAAGAGGGAUCGCUGCGCAGCGAAAGCAGCGAUCCCUCUUGCUGUUCUGGCUUCUGGGAUUCAGAAUAUUUUUUUUCUUGUUUUCCUCCUCCAAAAACUAGGUGCGUCUUAUGGUCUGGUGCGUCUUAUAGAGCGAAAAAUACGGUAAUCCCCCAAACGACAACCCUGCAAGGUAGGUUAGGCUGGGAGGCAGGGACUGGCCCAACGUCACUCAGUAAGCCUCAUGGCCGAGUUGGGAUUUGAACCAUGGUCUCCCAGGUCCCAGUUCUCAUUUAAUCCCCCCAAACAAUCACCCUGUGAGGUAGGUUAGGCUGGGAGGCAGUGACUGGCCCCAAAGGUCACCCAGUGAGCUUCAUGGCCAAGUGGGGAUUUGAACCCUGGUGUCUUCCAGGGGAGAUGGAAGAAGAUGGACGGGUUGUGCUGUGUUGUGAUUCCUGCGUUGCAGAGGGUUGGACUAGAUGACCCCUGUGGUCCCUUCCGACUACAGUUCUGUGAUUCUAUGACCCUUUUAAUUGCAGACAAGGCAGAGCGUCCUGAUCUCAGCCUUCAGCCGGGCCACCAAGGACCCCUUUGCCCCCUCUCGCGCUGCUGGGGUCCUGGGCUUUGCAGCCACCCACAACUUCUACUCUAUGAAAGACUGUGCCUUCAAAAUCUUGCCCGUCCUCUGUACGCUGACGGUGGACCCAGAGAAGACCGUCCGGGACCAGGUGAGCUGCGGGACCAGGGAGGAGGGGUGCUGAGUGAAACCCCUUUUGGGGGAGGCACUGGGUAUCCUUGGGCCUCCCUUUGAGGUCCACAGUCUUUUCUGUAGCCCUAAAAAACCACCCCACUUAUUUUGCUUUCCCAGAUGUCUCUGCCCACCACCACAAUUUGCCACCAAACUAUGACUUUCCAUGCACAACUCUCCCCCCUCCUCCCAGCAGCUCCAGAAUUUGUCCACCAGCGACUUUGCAUUGCAGGAGGUUGGGCUAGAUGGGAAUUCUGUAUGAUUUUUGCUUGCCUGGUUCAAGACUCCUGCCUGCAAUUCAGGGAUAUGUUUUAUUUUAUAGCGAUGCAGAUUUGCAUAUACUUUAUAUUGUGCUUAAUAAUAAUAUUUUGUGCAUUAUGGUUAAAAUGCUAUUUUAAUCUGACAGUAGAAUUACUCAGUUGCUUAUAUUAUGAAUUUAUGAAUGGGCUUCAUGGAGGAGAAGUCUGCCAGUAGCUACCAGCUAUGAAGGCUUUUCUCUACUGCAAGAACAAGCUGCUUGGAGUAGGUGGCCCAUUGGCCUGAUCCUGCAAGCUUUCCUUAUGGGGCUCAGGUCCUCUUGGCUGGUUUUCCAUGGGCACCUGGUCGGCCACUGUGAGAAAAGGGGCGGAUCUAUACUCAUGGUUCGUAACGUGAAGGAAGGGUUAAGGAAUGAUUUUCGUAACGUGAUGGACACAUUCUGUUGUUCUUGUACAGUGGAACCUUGGUUCUCGAACUUAAUCCGUUCCAGAAGUCCGUUCGACUCCCAAAACGGUUCGAAAACCAAGGUGUGGCUUCCAGUUGGCUGCAGGAGCUUCCUGCACUCAAGCGGAAGCCGCGUCGGACGUUCGGUUUCUGAAAAAUGUUUGCAAACCGGAACACUUACUUCCGGGUUUGUGGCGUUCGGGAGCCGAUUUGUUCAUCAACUAAGCCGUUGGAGAACCAAGGUACCACUGUAAUGUUAAUAAUGCAUUAUUAAAAUGGGGCACCAGAGGGCGCUGCAAAGCAACCAGGAACCAGCAAUAGGGAAACUGCUUUGUAAAGAUAAGGAAUGUUUUUAAUUUGCCAGUAUGCCCUGUGAUGUUUUAGAACAAUUUAUCUAAUACCGUUCUUAUAAUGUUAUAGCCUGGCCUCAUCCGGCAGGCUCCACUGUCCUUAUGCUGUUAGCAUUUGCUGUGUGUUGCACGGUGCACUUGAGCCUGACGUCUUCGCAUCCAGGUGAGUGUUUUACAGGUGACCCCUUUCUCUCUCUCAGGCCUUCAAGGCGAUGCGGAGCUUCAUCACCAAACUGGAAACCGUUUCCGAAGACCCGUCUCAGCUCUCUGAGCUUGGUGAGCCGCCCUCCGUGAUGGCGGGGUGGGUGGAAUGGGGACAAGUGUGUGGGGAGGAGGAGGAGGAGCAGCAUUUGCCCCUCCCCUCACGUCGAAGCAGACAGCACUGAAUUGACCAUUUUGCGCCCUCCCUGCAGAGAAGGACGUCCAGGCUGCCUCGGCUGGCCCAGGGGCGAGUGCAGCUGCCAGUUGGGCUGGCUGGGCCGUGACGGGGGUCUCGUCGCUCACGUCGAAACUGAUCCGGACCAACGCCGGAGGGCUGCCAGUGGCCGAGCAGGCGCCUGAGGGGGCCCCUGCCAGCACACCAGAGCCCCCCAAAUCAGGUCAGUGGAGGCAGGGAAAGUUAAUGGGGGUAUCGGCACAGAAGGUGUCUUGUCUCGGGGCAGCAGAGGCUGUAGGGGUGUAGUGGUUAGAGUCUUGGACUAGGACUUAGGAGAGACCAGAGUUCAAAUCCCCACUCACUGGGUGUGACCUCGGAAAAGUGGCUGCCUCUCAGCCUAGCCUACCUCAUGGGGUUGUUGUUGAGGGAAUUAAAUGAGGACUGGGACUAGGGACAGACCAGGGAUCAAAUCCCCACCCAGACAUCAUGAAGCUCACUAGGUGACCUUAGCUCCUGUGAGGCCUACCUCACAGGGCUGUUGUGGAUAUUAAAUGAGGAAGAGGGGAGAACCCUGUUCGCCACCUAGAGCCCUUUGGAGAAAAAGGUGGGGUAGAAAUGCAAACUAACAAACGAGGCCCGUUCUGUGGGUCUUUAUUUGCCACAGCAAUUCUGCUAGCCCAGUGCCGCCUUCCGCUAGCCAGAUACAGAUGCUUGGCUACUUCUUUUUUUAAGGAGCGGGCCAACCCUCUGCCCCAGAAGGGGCAGCCCCUGCAUCAUCCAGCCAUUGGGACCUGGAGGAGGAGGUGACGGAGGAGGAGGAGAGUGCAGCAGACCGAUGGGAUGAUGAGGAUUGGGGCAGUCUGGAGGUAAGAGGGAGAGAAAGUGGAGGCAGGCGGGGGGCGGGGGGCACACACACCAGAGCGAUGUGGGGCUUGCUCGCCUGUCCCCGUGCAGGGCUAUCAGGUGGUGGCAUGGGCGAAUAUUCCUACCUGUCUCUGCAGAGCUCAUUUGCCAUGGCAACAGUGCUGCUGGGCUCUUCAGCCUUGCACGGGCUCCGGGGCUCAGUUGAGGGAGCCUCCCUUUUAUUUUCUUCUCCAAAGAGGCAAGCCAGCCCAGCUGUGAUUCCUGCAUUGCCAGGGGUUGGACUAGAUGACCCUUAGGGUCCCUUCCUGCUCCACAAUUCUAUGAUUCCAUGACGGGAACCAACCUGGGCAGCCAAGAAGUCUGGAGGGAGGGUGGUACAUCUGCAGUGGGGCCCUUUCUGCUUUCCAUAGGUUGGAGGGGGCAGCUGGAGCCCAGCAGGCAUGGCCUUUGGGCCAUUGCAUAGGAGGAGAUAUUUGGUGUGGGAAGAAGACAACCCUGGGGUGUGGUAUACCCCACUCCCAAAUCUCUGGGUUUGGGUGCUUUCUGGCUUCUAAGCUUGCCAUGGAAACACCAUUCCUGUCUCGGCGGUCAUGUGGACUAGAAACCUCCCCGUUUUAAAGAAAAACUCCUAUUCCAUUUUAACAGCAGGGGUUUGUCCUUGUCGCCUUAUUCCCAGACCACUUCCACCGCCGGGAAGGCAGAGACUGACUGGAGUGCCUCUGCCUGGGACCUGGAGCCUUCCUGGAGCCAAAAGAAGACACAGCGCCCCACUGCAGAUGGGGGUUGGGGCGGCGCCUGCGAGGGGGACGUGGCCCCCGGCCUGGGCCAGAGGUCUACCACGGCCCCGCCAGAUGGGACCAAACUGGCCAGCGAUUACAACUGGGAGAGCCUUGGCAGCGCAGACAAGCCGGACCCGUUUUCCUCUCUUGCGGAGAAGCCAGCAGCGGACAGGCAGGUGCGAGGAGACCCGGCCAGCCUCCUGUCUCAAGAGCUUGCUUUGACUAGUCCAGGCUCUGAGUCGCAACUUUUGGGGAAGGGACUUCACUCAGGCACGGGGAUAGUGCUUUGUGUGCAGAAGGAAAUUGGGUUCCCUAGAGAGCUGCCCAUCACCUCAAGGGCCCGGAGUGGGUUGCAACAUUUAAUCUAUUUAGAAAAGUUCAAAACAUGCAUCCUUCACGGUCAGACUAGGUGGCAGGCACCUCUGGACACCAGAGGCAUUUAAGCAGAGGUUGGGCAGCCAGCGGUCAAGGAUUCUUUAGCUGCAAUUCCCACAUUGCAGGGUGGUGGGCUAGAGGCCCUUGGGGUCCCUUCAAGGUUACAGUUCUAUGAUCUUCCUCUCUUUUGGGGAAGGGCUGUAGCUCAGGGCUUAGAGGACAUGCAGCAGCACGCAGAAAACCUCUUGCCCAGUCCCCAGUACCAUCAGGUAGGGCCUGGGGAAAAGAUUCCUGCCGGAGACCCUGGAGGGCCACUGCUGUCGAUUGUUAAAGACGCUGAGAGUUGUUACAGUACUCCCCUUAAAAGAGCUACAAUUCCCAGAGUGGUUUAGUCAUCAGCCCCUCAUCCCAGGGAAUUCUGGGAAUUGUAGUUCUGUGAGGUGGAUAGCGGGCAUCCUAACAACCUUCAUCACCUUUAACAAACUGCAACUCCUAGAAUUCUGAGCGGUAAGAGACUGCUUCAAAGGUAUUGUGCAGAUGGGGCUUUAGUCUGGCUGGUAACUGUCUAAAUAUCUUAACGGGUGGGGAAGGAGCUGCCCCUUCCAGGGUCUCUUAUCUCUCUAUUCUCCUUGACUCUUUCUCCUCUGUCUAGAGGAACGUGGAGGCGCUGGGCGACUGGGACCUCCAAGACAACUGGGAGGCGCUGGAGUCAGAGCAAGGCAAGUCAUCCCUUCCUGCCCCCCUACCCUUGUAGCUUCCCUGGGGCUUAUGGAGAGGCCAGCCGGUGACCCAGACUCAGGGGGGGCUCUCUUUGUGCUUUUUCAGGACCCAGCAAGGCUGAACUAGCACGGAAAAAGCGAGAGGAGCGGAAGCAAGAGAUGGAGGCCCGGAGAGCAGAGCGGAAGGCGGCCAAGGGACCCAUGAAGCUGGGGGCCAGGAAGCUGGACUGA